Molecule: messenger RNA, 318 nt
Organism: Trichosurus vulpecula (common brushtail)
Lineage: Eukaryota; Metazoa; Chordata; Mammalia; Diprotodontia; Phalangeridae
Gene: TMEM213
Product: transmembrane protein 213
Exons: 3
Coding region: 1-318 (105 amino acids)
Source: RefSeq, a predicted model, not a curated record
AUGAAGCAGCUUUCCUCUGUAAUCUAUGUUCCCAUCAGCCUCGUCCUCCUGUCUGCGUCCUUCUACACAACUUGUUUAGCAGAAACAUACAACUCCUCAUCAGUUCCUUCUCCUGUGUCAGACCCGGCAUUCAUAGAACAGUGCUCUAAUGUAGAUUUCUGCUCUAAGGCUGCCCAGUGCUGUAAGCAUGGAAUGGAUGAAGAUGGUUGGAUUGCAGCAGCUAUUGGCUGGAGUCUCUGGUUUCUGACACUCAUUUUGCUCUGUGUGGGUAAACUGAGAAAGAUCACACCUGAUGAAUCCAAGUACACACAAGCAUGA